GCGCCCAGGGGGAGGGACAAUCAAAUCCACCUCACGCGCUUCUUCUGCUCGCGGAAAGCACAACUCAAACAGCCACUCAACCGGGAUCCACAAACAUCCUUUUUACAGUUUGCUCCUUCUCACGAAUUUGUUGCUUUCUUUUGGAAAGGGAGACACGCUCCCCACCUGCGACGCUCGAUGAAGUCUGCGGCGAGAGUCACUUUGUUUUUUCUUUUAAUUGUCCUGAUAACGCAAGAAUGUUUCUCAUCCAAAGGAGAAGACAGGCUGUUUCGUCGUUUAUUCAGGAGGUAUAAUCAGUUCAUUCGGCCAGUGGAAAAUGUGUCUGACCCCGUCACUGUGGAGUUUGAGGUCUCCAUCUCACAGCUUGUUAAAGUGAUGUUUUCUUGUGGAUAUGCAGGAGCUGUUAAUACUGUAAUGAAUGGCAUACAGUACACUUGAAGCUAGUAGAUGAAAGUACACCAAACCUCCGUUUUUGAUGAAGUGAAUCAGAUCAUGGAAACAAAUCUCUGGCUGAGACAUAUAUGGAAUGACUAUAAGCUGAAGUGGUCACCAGCAGAGUUUGAUGGAAUUGAGUUCAUCAGAGUCCCAUCAAAUAAAAUCUGGAGGCCUGACAUUGUACUUUACAACAAUGCCGUUGGGGACUUCUUGGUGGAGGACAAAACCAAAGCUCUUUUGAAAUAUGAUGGAACCAUCACUUGGGUCCCUCCUGCAAUCUUCAAAUCAUCCUGCCCUAUGGACAUUACUUACUUCCCCUUUGACUAUCAGAAUUGCUCUAUGAAGUUUGGUUCCUGGACCUAUGACAAGGCCAAGAUUGACCUGGUUCUUAUUGGCUCAAAGGUAAACCUUAAAGACUUCUGGGAGAGUGGAGAGUGGGAGAUCAUCGAUGCACCCGGUUAUAAGCAUGACAUCAAGUACAACUGCUGUGAAGAGAUCUACCCAGACAUAACCUACAGUUUUUACAUACGACGACUGCCCCUCUUCUACACUAUCAACCUUAUUAUCCCCUGCCUCCUCAUCUCCUUUCUGACAGUACUCGUCUUCUACCUUCCAUCAGACUGUGGUGAGAAAGUGACAUUGUGCAUCUCUGUACUCCUCUCUCUUACUGUGUUCCUUCUUGUCAUUACGGAAACCAUCCCAUCCACCUCACUCGUGAUCCCUCUGAUAGGCGAGUACCUUCUCUUCACCAUGAUUUUCGUCACCCUCUCCAUUGUCAUCACCGUCUUUGUAUUGAAUGUGCACUAUCGCACCCCUAUGACCCACACUAUGCCUAGCUGGGUCCGUACCGUCUUCCUCCGAGCUUUACCCCGCAUCAUGCUCAUGCGCCGGCCUCUCGAUCUAUCAGAGUCCUCUGGAAAAGGAGGACUAGAAAUCGGGGGCUCGUCCGGGACUGGAGGAGGACGAGGAGGGGAGGGAAAGAAGAGGAAAAACAGUGCAUCUCAACAGGGAGCAAUGAACUCUUUGGAAUUUGGAGAGGGGAAAGCAGCAUUAGAAGGAAAGAAAGGGGGAUGCCCAUGUCACCCAAUGAAAGAGGCAGUCGAGGGGGAUUGUGGGAAAGUGAAUCGUCAGUUGAGCACACAGGCUAUUAACACAGUUGUGGCUUUCUCAGUGGUGUCACCGGAGAUCAAACAGGCUAUUGAGAGUGUGAAGUACAUUGCUGAGAACAUGAGGAGCCGCAACAAAGCCAAAGAGGUGGAGGAUGAUUGGAAGUAUGUUGCCAUGGUGAUUGACCGCAUCUUCCUUUGGGUCUUUGUGCUGGUGUGUGUGCUGGGAACUUUGGGACUCUUCCUGCAACCUCUGAUUGGCUUCUUCUCAUAAUUAACUAUGCCAGCUUGCCUGUUCUAACCAAUCAUUAUCUGAGUUGCUGACAUGCUCCAUAUUUAAUUAGUUUCACAAGUGUUCCAUCAAUUCAACAAAACUAUAUACUGGUGACUUGCACAGCAGAAAAAAAUAAUCAGGUGGUCUGUUUUGCUCUCUGCCACUAAUCAACUGGAGACUGCAUUUUGCCUUUUUAACAAUCAGUGACUCCAAGUGAACUUUCUAAUCACCAUCUAUACUGAAGCACUAAAAUGUCUAUAAGAAGACCAAUCAGACUGAUUGGUGUUCUGUGUCCACUACUCAAAAUGAAAUUUCACUUACAAUAUCUGAUUACACACACAUGAUAUGUGGCAUUAUAUACCAAACAACAUGGCCAUCUUCUCUCAACUCAACAGUCACUCAGGAAAAUCUGCAAAAGACAGUGAUGGUGGGGAUAGAGGAAAUCCAGUUUAAGCACAAAAAAUGUGUUGUGUAGAUUAGUUCACCAAAAUCUUCAAGGAUAAACACUGAGCCAUGUGAUUAUGGGACAAAAUUAGUUAAGAAUAUGGGUGAUCUAUAAAUAACUUAGUGGCUAACUAGAGUGGUGGUAUGGCUGCACUCCAGAAUAAAAAUCACUAAAUGAGUGCCAUUUAUGACAAAUAAUUUGUUUAGAAUGAGAUUAAUUAAUCUUUUUUUAUAUUUCUCAGUGUGUCUCAUUCCUAUGAUACUGCAUGUUGAAGAUUUUUUUUUUUAUUUGAAGCAGUUGUAUUGACCAUAAUGUCUUAAUCCUUAACUGUUUUGAGUUCUGUGUAGGCAAUUAAAAUGACUGCUUUCCCUCCCUCUCUCACACUCAUGCUCUCUUUCUCUCUCUCUUUCUCUACCGGAUACAUAAUCCCCUCUUUAAUGUCACCAUUUAAAUUUUUUUCCACUUUCACUUGUCAGCUUAAGACACUUUUGUAAAAAAAAAAAAAAAACAGAUGUCUUUCAAAUAAAAGUUAUUUUUUGUUGUACACACUAUCUUCUCUGUCUUACUGCCUGUGUGUCAAACUCAGCAAGCAAUGAGUGUAUUUAUGUGGUGCAUGUCUGGCAAACGUGGUGUAUGUUUGUGAAACGCACAUGCUUAUCUUGGUUUGGCUGCUAUAGCAGAGGUUGAAAGUGCCUCUGGUUUUAUGACUGGUUUUAGUAGUAUUAGGUCUU
This is a messenger RNA of Cyprinus carpio (common carp), 2991 nucleotides long. RefSeq names its product cholinergic receptor, nicotinic, alpha 6 (gene chrna6). Gene Ontology annotation, biological process: monoatomic ion transmembrane transport; nervous system process; regulation of membrane potential. Gene Ontology annotation, cellular component: synapse; postsynaptic membrane; neuron projection. Lineage: Eukaryota; Metazoa; Chordata; Actinopteri; Cypriniformes; Cyprinidae. The transcript is spliced from 7 exons. Gene Ontology annotation, molecular function: acetylcholine-gated monoatomic cation-selective channel activity; transmembrane signaling receptor activity. Bases 448 to 1815 code for a protein of 455 amino acids. The record is from RefSeq and is a predicted model, not a curated record.